AAUCCCACUCUUGCUGCUCUGUGAUCUGAAGCAGCAAAAGCUAUGUCUUUGGUACUCUACACUCUGCUCAUCAUCCUCUGCAAUGUGUGCUGCUUCAUCAGUGGUGCUUCUGUGGCUGUCCCAGAUGUAGCUGUGAGAUGUGCUGAAGAAGUGUUGCUGCCCUGUGAAGUUCUUCAGGACUCCUCAGUCACCUACCAGAUGGCAUCUUGGUAUAAAAUGGCUGGAGAUGAUGAAGGAAUAGCAUGGAAAGUCCUUGAUGUGGAAUCUCAUUAUCCAAAAGAACUUGGGGAGUCCCUGGAGCUCUCCAAUGACACCUUUUCACUAAGGAUCAAGAACGUGACCAGCCAAAGCAGUGGGACAUAUAAAUGCUCUUUGGGGGAACAGAGUGGAGGAAGCAAUUUGAGCAGCACUGUCAGAUUAAAAGUAACAGGUUGCCCUGGAAUAGAAGGUGAAAAACUAAAAAAGUACAGAGCCGAGCUUUUCAUGCUGACUUUUCUUGGGAUUUUUUACUUGCUGCUCAUCUUUUUUACCUGCACAUGUCUAAGAGAAGACGCUAUGUCUCCCAACUAUAAAAAAAACAGACCAGAUAUGAAACACAUGCUCACCCUCAUCAGUGUCCAUGAAAUGACAGCUUUUCAAGACAUUAACUGUGGCAGAACUUGCAAAAACGAGCUUACCUCAAGUUCUGUCUAA
Calypte anna (Anna's hummingbird) is the source of this 693-nucleotide messenger RNA. It is a transcript of the gene CD83, whose product is annotated as CD83 molecule. The record is from RefSeq and is a predicted model, not a curated record. NCBI's taxonomy places the organism in Eukaryota, Metazoa, Chordata, Aves, Apodiformes, Trochilidae. The coding region runs from base 43 to 693 and encodes 216 amino acids. The transcript has 5 exons.